Molecule: messenger RNA, 246 nt
Organism: Colletotrichum paranaense
Lineage: Eukaryota; Fungi; Ascomycota; Sordariomycetes; Glomerellales; Glomerellaceae
Exons: 1
Coding region: 1-246 (81 amino acids)
Source: RefSeq, a predicted model, not a curated record
AUGCAACCUUCCCAGCAAAUCAGGACCCGUCACUUCCCAAGCAUUACCCAUUUCCUGUCAGUGCUCAAAACAUCCCGUAGCAGCAUUGGGCCAAACAGGGUCUUGCAUUUGCUCUUUCUUUCCCACGAAACUGAAGAGGGAAUGUCGUUCACGCGGCAAGUGGUGGUGAUGGAAAGUGGAAACGACCAACCGACCCGUCCGGGUACUCGAAACCCCCCAGCUCUUUCCCAGUACCAAGAGGUUUAG